AUGCCAGAGAAGUAUGAGGCGAUGUUCCGCUCUGCGGAAAUGAGUCUGGUGCAGCUCUACAUUCCUCAGGAAAUUGGCAGAGAUUCGGUCUACAGCCUGGGAGAUCAAGGACUGGUCCAAUUCCGGGACUUGAACACGAAGAUUCGCUCUUUCCAGAGAACUUUUGUGCCAGAAGUAAGACGUUUGGACAAUUUGCAGAGACAGUACAGAUAUUUCUACAAGCUCUUAUGUCAACACGACAUCAAGAUUUUUGAGGAAACCGAAGAGGAAGUGCCAAAGGGCACGUUUCGCAUGGCGCCCAGAUCUUCGAAAAUCGAUGACCACAUCGAAAAUGGAUCCUUGAUCGAAGAACGUAUGGUGCAACUGGUGGAAGCCAGCGAGCAGCUGGAAUUGCGGAAAUCCGACCUUGAACAGUUCCGUCACGUUCUGCAGGCCGGAGACGAGUUCUUUGCCAACGCUGCUGGCUUCAGCCACAGUGAAUCGCAGGACGAGAGUAUCCCCUCUUCCGUGUCCUUUGUCACUGGUACAAUUCCCCGUGCGAAAGCGGGAACUUUGGAACAGAUUUUGUGGAGAGUUUUGAGAGGUAAUCUCUUUUUCAAGCACGUUCAGUUGCCCGAGCCUCUUUACGAUGUCAAGGCUAAGACGACCGUUUUGAAGGACGCUUUCAUCGUUUUCUCCCACGGUGACCUAAUUUUGCAAAGAGUGAAGAAAGUGGCCGAGUCCUUGGAUGCUAACCUUUACGACGUCAGCGACAACGCCGGCGCCCGCUCCAAGCAGCUCAACGAGGUUAAUUCCCGUCUCGCUGAUGUGUACACCGUUUUGGAUACCACCAACACGACUUUGGAAACCGAGCUGUACGCGAUAGCAAAAGAACUCCAAGUCUGGAACUCGGAAGUAGCUCGCGAAAAGGCUGUUUACGAGACUUUGAAUUUGUUUGACUACGACUCUAACCGUAAGACUUUAAUCGGUGAAGGUUGGGUGCCCAAGGAUGAGUUGAACAGCCUACAAGGGCAAUUGGCCAGGCUCACUACCUCGAUGGGCGUGGACGUUCCCUCCAUCGUUCAAGUUUUGGAAACCAACAAGUGCCCACCCACUUUUCACAGAACCAACAAGUUCACCGAUGCGUUUCAAAACAUUUGCGACUGUUACGGAACACCUAGCUACCGUGAAGUUAACCCUGGUUUACCCACUGUUGUCACUUUCCCGUUCAUGUUCGCUAUUAUGUUUGGUGAUAUGGGACACGGGAUGUUGAUGACAAUGGUUGCUGGUUUGUUAGUGUUUUAUGAAAAGACUCUCGGUAAAAUGAAGAGAGAUGAAAUUUUUGACAUGGCCUACUCAGGUCGGUACAUUUUGUUGUUGAUGGGUCUGUUCUCCAUAUACACCGGGUUUCUGUACAACGAUAUGUUCUCGAGAUCUUUGACUCUUUUCAAGUCUGGCUGGAAAUGGCCCUCUCAUUGGGAACUGUAUGAAACUAUUGAAGCCAAGUCGGUCGGAACUUAUCCAUUUGGUUUAGAUUCGGCCUGGCACGGGACUGAGAACGCUUUGCUUUUCAGCAACUCUUACAAGAUGAAACUUUCCGUUCUAUUGGGUUUCGUCCACAUGAGCUACUCGUACAUGUUUUCUCUGGUGAACGCCCUUUACUUCAAGAACUGGAUUGAUAUUGUAGGUAAUUUCAUUCCAGGGCUUUUGUUCAUGCAAGGUAUCUUUGGAUAUUUGUCCGUUUGCAUCGUAUACAAAUGGAGCGUUGACUGGAUAAAAGAUGGCCGUGUUGCCCCUGGUCUUUUGAAUACUUUGAUCAACAUGUUUUUGGCUCCAGGAACUGUUGAGGAGGAGCUUUACCCCCACCAAGCUAAGGUUCAGGUUUUCCUACUAAUCAUGGCUUUGAUUUGUGUUCCAUGCUUGCUUCUCAUCAAGCCAAUCCACUACAAGCUCACUCACCCAGAUAACGCGUACGAAUCGGUCACUUCCAAUGAAACUAGCGAGGAAACUGUUGCCGAGCACAACGGCGCUGUCGCAAAGGCCGGCGAUGAUGACGAUGAUGAAGAAGGCACUGGUCAUGGUGAAGAAUUUGGCGAUGUUGUCAUCCACCAAGUCAUCCACACCAUCGAAUUCUGCUUGAACUCGGUUUCUCACACCGCUUCCUACUUGCGGUUGUGGGCCUUGUCACUUGCCCAUGCGCAGUUGUCUACCGUGUUGUGGACGAUGACCAUUGAGAUUGCGUUUGGUAUGACCGGCGUAGUCGGCGUGAUCAUGACAGUCGUUUUGUUUACGAUGUGGUUCGUCUUAACUUGCGUCAUUCUAGUCUUGAUGGAGGGUACUUCUGCGAUGUUGCACUCCUUGCGUCUCCACUGGAUUGAGUCCAUGUCCAAGUUUUUCGUUGGCGAGGGUACACCAUACAUGCCCUUCCAUUUCGAGCCUAUCGACGUUGAAUCGAUGAAACAAGAAUAG
Molecule: messenger RNA, 2448 nt
Organism: Lachancea meyersii CBS 8951
Lineage: Eukaryota; Fungi; Ascomycota; Saccharomycetes; Saccharomycetales; Saccharomycetaceae
Source: the annotation of a GenBank genome assembly